Molecule: messenger RNA, 468 nt
Organism: Ordospora pajunii
Lineage: Eukaryota; Fungi; Microsporidia; Ordosporidae
Product: MSP (major sperm protein) domain-containing protein
Exons: 1
Coding region: 1-468 (155 amino acids)
Biological process (GO): endoplasmic reticulum membrane organization
Cellular component (GO): endoplasmic reticulum membrane; plasma membrane
Source: RefSeq, a predicted model, not a curated record
AUGCUCGACAUCAAGAUAGUGCCACAGACAGCCAUACGUGUCAAGAAGAGCAAGAAGACAUCCACACUGACGAUCCAGAACAAUUCGAUGGAAAGCAUGGGCUAUAAAAUCAAGACGACAAGGCCGAGAGACUACAUUGUAAGGCCAAACAUGGGCUUGAUCAUGCCGAUGCAAUAUGCAGAGGUCGAAGUGACGUUGUCUGAAGGUACGAUGCCAGAUAGCGAUCACAAGUUCCUAGUAGAAGUCCACAGAUUUGAUUGGAGACGAUCGCUCAAUGAUUUCAAACAGUAUCUUAGAGCCUCGUCGCCAAAGCCAUGCUGGACAUCAAGGAUAGGGAUAAUGUACGAAGAGGAAGAGGCGAAUGCUUGCACCAUUAAGCUUAAGGGAGACAGAGGAGUGGUAAGUUUGGCAAUACAAACAUGCUUUGUAAUAGGCAUUCUCUGUUUAUUUUAUAGAUUUUUUGAGUAA